Funneliformis geosporum is the source of this 2712-nucleotide messenger RNA. Lineage: Eukaryota; Fungi; Glomeromycota; Glomeromycetes; Glomerales; Glomeraceae. The record is from the annotation of a GenBank genome assembly.
GAACAACUUAUUUUAGAUACAAUGGCGAGUAAUAUGCGUGGUUUGACCGUGUUUAUCGCGGAUAUAAGAAAUUGCAGAGUAAGAGAGUUGGAGGAAAAACGAAUUAAUAAAGAAAUGGCAAACAUUCGAGCGAAAUUUAAAGACGGGAACCUUAAUGGUUAUCAAAAGAAAAAAUACGUGUGCAAGCUUUUGUAUAUGUAUAUUCUUGGUUGGGAUAUUGAUUUUGGUCAUAUGGAAGCUGGAUAUCUUGGUGUAACCCUAUUAAUGCACGAAAAUAGUGAUUUGACACGUCUAGUUAUCAAUUCAAUAAGAAAAGAUCUCGAAGAACUUAACGAAAUAUAUAAUUGUCUAGCCUUGCACGCUAUUGCUAAUAUUGGUGGUAGAGAAAUGGCCGAAUCACUUUCAUUUGAUGUUCACAGACUUUUAAUAUCACCUAACUCAAAAAGUUUUGUCAAAAAGAAGGCUGCUUUGACAUUAUUACGGUUACAUAGGAAACAUCCUGAUGUAAUUCCUGCAACGGAUUGGGCAGAGAGAAUAAUUGUGUUGAUGGAUGAUACAGAUCUGGGCGUUACAUUAUGUGUGACUAGUUUGAUAAUGGCUUUAGCACAAGAUAAUUUAGAAGCGUAUUUGGGUUGUUAUACUAAAGCGGUUGAUCGAUUAGCAAAGAUAAUUGUUGAGAAAGAAUUUCCUUCUGAAUAUGUAUAUUAUAAAGUUCCUAUACCUUGGUUACAAGUCAAGCUACUACGAUUAUUACAAUACUAUCCAGCUUCCGAUGAUCGUAAGGUUCGAAACAAAUUGCAUGAUGUAUUACAAACAAUCCUUAAUAACUCACAAGAUGCUCCUAAAAAUGUACAGCACAAUAAUGCACAAAAUUCCGUAUUAUUUGAAGCUAUCAAUCUUGCUAUUCAUUUAGAUUGUGAAUCACAAAUUGUUAAUCAAGCCGCUUUACUUUUGGGACGGUUUAUAACUUCUAAAGAAACAAAUGUACGAUAUUUGGGAUUAGAAACUAUGUCUCAUUUAGCAGCUUGUGUUGAUUCAUUGGAACCGAUUAAAAAACAUCAGGACACUAUAUUAUUAUCCUUGAGAGACAAGGAUAUUAGUGUUCGUCGUAGAGGAUUGGAUCUCUUAUACAGUAUGUGUGAUGUCACAAAUGCAAAGGUGAUAGUAACUGAGUUACUUCGAUAUCUAAAUAUUGCAGAUUAUGCUCUUCGGGAGGAAAUGGUGUUGAAAAUUGCAAUUUUAACGGAGAGAUUUGCUACAGAAUACCAAUGGUAUGUGGACAUUAUCUUACAGCUCAUUAGUUCUGCCGGAGAUCAUGUAGGCGAAGAAGUUUGGUAUCGUGUUGUCCAGAUCGUUGUAAAUAAUGAAGAACUUCAGGAAUAUGCAGCAAGAACAGUUCUUAUUCAUUUAAGAUCACCUUCAUGUCAUGAAAAUCUUGUAAAAGUAGGUGGUUAUAUUUUAGGUGAAUUUGGAAUUCUUAUCGCCAAUAUACCAGGUGCUGGCCCUAUGGAACAAUUUACCACUCUUCAAUCAAAGUUUGGAAUGUGUUCCCUUCAGACGAGAGCUUUACUUUUGACCACUUAUUUAAAAUUCAUUAAUCUUUUCCCAGAUAUAAAAGGAGAGAUUCUAUCUGUAUUCAAUCAUUACCGCCAUGUUUUAGAUGUAGAACUUCAACAACGUGCUGCGGAAUAUAUGAGUAUAACAACUAUGUCAACAGAUGAUCUUUUACAGACAGUAUGUGAAGAGAUGCCACCAUUUCCUGAACGCGAAUCAGCUCUUUUGUCACGUUUGCAUCAACAACAUUCAGAUACAGAGGAUAAACGUACAUGGAUUAUCGGAGGCAAGGAGAUUAAUAAAGAUAGGGAGAAUGCUCGGUUUUCUACAUUAGGAUCUAGAAGUAAUUCAACUGAUAAAGGGUUAGAUCUAAGUGGAAAAAAUGGACUUGCAACAACAUCUAAGUCAUCAUCUGCAGGUUCUAUAACAUCUGGAUCAGAAAUAUGGUUCGGUAAACUUCUAUAUAACAUGGAAGGUGUAAUGUUUGAAGACAAUCAACUUCAAGUUGGCAUGAAAUCAGAAUAUCAUGGCCAUCUUGGUCGACUUGCUCUUUAUUUUAAAAACAAAACACAUGCGACCAUUACAUCAUUUACUACAGUAUUAGAACAUGUUAAAAAUCUCGUAAUUACCACGCCACAACAACCAGCAACCCUAAUACAACCAUCUGGCCAAAUUCAGCAACUUUUUCAUUUAGAAUGUCAGGAUUUGUUCAAAGAAACACCUAAUGUUCGUAUAUCAUUUAUAUCUGGGACUCUUCAUACAAUUGUACUUAAAUUGCCAAUUGUAUUAACAAAAUUUAUGGAACCUAUUGGUCUUAAUGGGCAAGAAUUUUUUACGAGAUGGAAACAAAUUGGUGGGGGACCAAGAGAGAAACAAACUAUUUUACAAUCAAAGGUCCCAAUAAAUCUUCAAGGGUUACGUAUUAUGAUUUCAGGAUUUCGUUAUGGAGUUUUAGAGGGUGUAGAUCCAAAUCCUGAUAAUGUAGUUGGAGCUAGCGUUUUACAUACCGCACAAGGAGGAAUGACUGGUUGUUUGAUGCGUUUAGAACCAAACGUCGAUGCACAAAUGUAUCGAUUAACAGUUCGUACUACAAGUGAAUUAGUUACUAAUGAAAUUUGUACUCUGAUGGAGCCACGAUUAAUUAAUGAUUUUCCGUAG